Durusdinium trenchii is the source of this 2919-nucleotide messenger RNA. The record is from the annotation of a GenBank genome assembly. Lineage: Eukaryota; Dinophyceae; Suessiales; Symbiodiniaceae.
CUCGAAGCAACGUCUUCGCCCGUCUUCGCCCCUUGGGACCUCCGUCAUGGCCCUGCUGGACGACGGCGACGCCACGCCGCCCUUCCAGCUCGCCGACCCGGCACCGGCGGGCGAGGGCGGUCGCGUGGGCGGGCGCUGCUGGGGACAGCCGCGCAUACGGACGGAUUGGGAACAGAUCAUCGAUGGAGAGGACCCCUUAUGUGGCCGUGUCACGACACAAGAAGCUCAAUGGGCGGUGGUGGUGACCAUGGGUAUCUCUUCGAUGCGAGAGAAGUUGUUAGCAAAGGAAGAGCUGCUGUGGUAUACGCUGAGCUUCUAUUGCUUUUGGGGCGUGGUCAUGGCAUCCAUCAACUACUCCAGUCGCUUCAAUGAUGACGACAGCUUUCACAAGGUCUUUUGGGGCGCUUUCCUGGUGCUCAUGGCGCUUCAGGUGGCCUACCUGAACCACGACAUGUCGGGUUUGGCGAUGGCCACGGCGGGUCUCUACUUGUUGGUGAGCAUCGCUCACCUGAGGGUGGGGUGGUUCCUUCGCCGGGCACGGGCCAUCUGCUUCUGCCUGGGCUUGCAAACCUUCCUGGGAGGCGUCCUCUUCGUGGUGAUCGCCAUCCUCUCACAGGGCAAGGAGCGACUGCUCCUGGCGGAACUGCCGUGCGAGGCGAUUCUUCUGUCAGUGAACGUGGUCUUGGAACCUGUUUGUGUCUUGCUCUUCAUGGCCUUAAACCGAAAGAAUCAUGGGCACAUCAGUGAGUGCUGGGACGUGCCCUUCAGCAUCGACUACAUCGAAGCACGCUUCGAGAGUUUACACAUGACCGUGAUUGUGUGCUCCUUCCUCUUCCCCAUUGGCCUUUCCGGGAACUUCUUCGCAAGCUCGCGGGCUGCGGCGGUGCGCGUGCUGGCGGCCAACCUGUAUGCGCUGAUCCUGAAGCUGGUGGUCUUCGACAUGCACGACAUUCACAACCUAAGCGAUGGCCGCAGCCGGCACGCGAUCCGCCGCUCGCGGCGGAGCACGAUCUUCUACAUCUACUCCUUCCCGCUGGGCCUCUUGGGUAUCUCUUUCACAGGCGUGGGCUUCAUGGCUUCAGUGAAAGGCCACGAGAAGGCCUUGACCCGAUGGUUGCUUUGCUUUGGUCCAGCAUUGACUUGGUCCACCUUGUCGCUCACCAAAGCCUUGCAUUCUCCCUUGGAGCCGGUCGUGCACUGGGCGAAGGUGGCCGCAAUGCUCGCUUGUGCGUUGGCCUUUCUACUUCCCUGGUUGCUGGACUUCACGGUGAAUGGCACGUUGAUUCUGGUCAUGGCCAUUGUAAGCUUAGCCUUGCUCUCUCAACUGAUCUUGGAGCGCUGGCUCUCGGAGAAGAAGGACUUCCCCAGCGGCUGGCAGUGGAAGCGCCCGAGGCUCUUGAAGGAUUGGACCACUCUCAAGGAGGUCAUUGGCCCAUGCCUCACCUCCCACGAGCACUUCUUCACCAUCAUGCUGGCGGUUGUGAUCUACAAGCUCAAUGAGAAUCUGGGUGAAACGAAGCAUGUGGAGAUUUGGGUGUUGCUCUUCUUCAGCUUCUACAUCAUUUUCUCUGCGAGCUUCGUGUAUGCGGCGCGCUUCAACGACAACGACGGGGCACACAAGUUGAUUUGGUCUUUGUACCAGUUCCAACUCCUUUUCAUGCUGGAAGGAUUGAGUACGGACGACGAGGAGGUUCAGUUCAACAUUUUGGCGCUCUCCUCUGCCGCGAUGUUCCUCCUUUUGAGCCUGGGUUUCUUUGGGCGUGCCGCCGUGGGGGUGCGCCGUGCGCGCUGCUGGAUGGGCUCCUUUGCAGUGCUGUACCUCUUCUGCGACCUGAUUGGAGUCUUUGGUUUCUUUGACCGGCAACACAGCUACUUGCUGCUCUUCUUGGUGGUGGCCGUGGUGAUGCUCUUCGAUCCCUUCGUGUUUUUUGUGGCAAAGAUGUUCAGGGCCAAAGAAGCCUGGGUCUUGCCCAUGAACAUGGAGUACAUUAUCAGUCGUUUCGACGGCCUCAUCCUUGAAGUCUUGGGUGUCGCCAUGAUCGUUCCCUGCGCCUUCUAUCCUCACAGCUUUCGCUAUCCACGCCCAGUCUUUUGCUUCGUGGUCUUGAACGCUGCCUUGGCGGUGCUCUUCAAGAUUGCGGUGCUGGACGUGGAGCCCAUCUGGGCAGAUCGCCAUGCCAUGCGACGCAGCAAUUGGGCUCAUCUCUUCUUCUUCCUCAACCCCUUCAUCCUUCUGGGCUUAUGUGGCAUUGGCGCGGCCAUGCCGCUCUUGACCAAAUCCGUGGGAGACUUUGGGUACGAAGCCCGUGAUAUGUUUGCCCAACACUUGGCCAGCUGGUCGUCCUUCCUGACCUGGAUGGCCUUGGCCGCCACGAAGAUGCUGCACAAGCCGAUGCGCAGCACCCGGCUCCACUGUCUGAAGGUCUUCGUGAAAGCUUUGGGCGCCACCCUCAUGCUGCUGCCAGUGCUGAUUCUGCACCUACGCGAUGUGAUAUUUCUGCUCUUUCUGGGCACCGUGACCUGUGUGGUCACCUUCAGCUUGAUGAUCAUCAGUAGCGAGGCAGUCCUCGCAGCUUCCUCACACAAUGAACUCGUGGCUCGCUGAGGCAUGGUAUGGAGGCGCCUUCAUGACACCGACGUGAGGAUGUGCCGAUGAGUUGGGGCAGAUGGGGCAGAUGUUGGCCACGUUGGUGAGGGGUUGGCUCGGGUCGAUGGUGAAGGGGGACCGAGACAGUGUUGCAUCAACCGUGGUCAUUGUGCUUCUAAAUGCUGCCGAAGAACGAUUCAGGGAGUCUUGAGGGAAUUGGAGGCUGCUUCCCCCCAAAAUACAUCUGACCGGUUUUUUGGUGUUUCUGUUGUGAAGCCUCUUGACUCUACCCUGGGAGUCCAGUCGACUGUAGAAAGAAGGGUCAGACGAAC